AUGUUUGCGUUGCAAAAACAGAACUACGGCGUCGCCAAAGGCAUUCCCUCGCUAGUUGUUUGUGCAGCAAGCUUGGACGAUGUAGUGGCGAUUAGUGGGUUCACUACCAGUCUGGGCUUAGCAAUGAGCACUUUAGAAGGCGACACUGCGCACAGGAGGUCACUAGAAGGAGUGAGCACGUUAGAAGGAAGUCGAGAAGCAGCGUCAGUGGUUGGUGCGUCGUGGAAUGGGCGAUCUGAGGAUCAUAGGUUCUUGAUAUCAGGGACUUCGCCAGUGGUUGGUGCGUCGUGGAAUGGGCGA
Messenger RNA from Amoebophrya sp. A25, 300 nucleotides. The record is from the annotation of a GenBank genome assembly. NCBI's taxonomy places the organism in Eukaryota, Dinophyceae, Syndiniales, Amoebophryaceae.